CCUGAACCUCCAUUCACAAAUGUAGGCCUUGAUAUCUUUGGACCAUGGACCAUUAGUACACGUCGCACGAGAGGAGGAAGUGCUAAUAGUAAACGGUGGGCAGUCCUUUUCACUUGUAUGUCAACCAGAGCUGUGCACAUAGAGCUGGUGGAAUCCAUGUCAACAGAUAGCUUUAUCAACUCUCUGAGGAGAUUUUUUGCUAUCCGUGGUCCUGCUAAACUUCUCCGAUCUGACAGGGGAACCAACUUUGUGGGUGCAUGCAGAGAACUGAACAUCAUCUCCAAAGAGGCAGUGGUUGAAUCCUAUCUCCAAAGCAAAGGAUGCACAUGGAUCUUUAACCCACCACAUUCAUCACACAUGGGUGGUUCAUGGGAGAGACUUAUCGGUGUAUCCAGACGCAUUCUGGAUGCUAUGUUACUUCAAACAGGACACACUCAUCUCACAGACGAGGUUUUGAGCACUCUCAUGGCUGAAGUCAUGGUGAUUAUGAAUGCCAGACCUUUGGUGCCUGUGUCUAAUGAUCCUGAGAUGCCAACAAUCCUCACUCCAGCCAUGUUGCUUACUCAAAAGACAAGCACAGUGUCAGCUCCUUCUGGUGAAUUCAAGAUGGGUGUUCUCCAAGGUAAACAAUGGAAACAUGUCCAGUGUCUUGCAGACACUUUCUGGAAGAGAUGGAAACAAGAAUAUUUGUCCACUCUACAAGUGCGCAGGAAAUGGACUCAGCAAGAGAAAAACAUAAAGAUCGGAGAUGUUGUUUUGCUUAAAGACAGUCAAGCCCACAGGAACGAUUGGCCCAUUGGAAUUAUUGUGAAAACCUUACCAAGCAGUGACAAAAUUGUACGCAAAGUAGAAGUGAAGACUACAAAAGGGGGACAUGCCAAGAUUUUCCACAGACCUGUCUCAGAAAUUAUUGUUCUGCUUUCUGAAGGCUUUUGAAGAUGGACAGAGACAGUUUUCUAUUCUUAUGGUGUCAAAAUAAUAUUUUGCCAAGCGGGGAGUGUGCUGACUCCAUCAUUAUGUUUUGUUUGGUUGGUAAAUUUUAAGUUAAACUAUGGACCCUUACUGACACCUAGUGGACAUUGUUUACAUAUUUAAUUCGAUCAGUCAAGCAGAACUCGUCCAGCUGUACGGUUGGUGUCUUCGUCUGUCCUUCAGACACGUUUGUUCCUUGGACACUAUUUGUCUGUAAGUUCAUUUUAUUAAUCGAUAUUCCAGCAUUG
Xiphophorus couchianus (Monterrey platyfish) is the source of this 1220-nucleotide messenger RNA. RefSeq lists its product as uncharacterized. NCBI's taxonomy places the organism in Eukaryota, Metazoa, Chordata, Actinopteri, Cyprinodontiformes, Poeciliidae. Gene Ontology annotation, molecular function: nucleic acid binding. Bases 118 to 936 code for a protein of 272 amino acids. Gene Ontology annotation, biological process: DNA integration. The transcript has a single exon. The record is from RefSeq and is a predicted model, not a curated record.